CUAAACUUUGCCGACCUCAGCUCAUAUCCACACAACCAGACACAUACUGCAGCCAUUUCAAAGCAGAGCAGCAGACGCGAUACCAGGUUGCCGACCACUGCUCCACUCGAGAGUGACUCUUGUUUGGUCCAAACUCAUCGUGCUCCACUCGAGAGUGACUCUUGUUUUGUCCAAAAUCAUCGUAAGCAGCUGAUCGCCUCGUUGCAAGCUUCCGCGUCGUUGUAAAUGGACCCAGCGAAGAUUCGCCCCUCGUCCGCGUACAACACCCCCUACUGGACCACCAACAGCGGUGCGCCGGUAUGGAACAACAACAACUCCAUGACAGUGGGGACGCGCGGUCCCAUCCUCCUGGAGGACUACCACCUGGUUGAGAAGCUGGCGCAGUUCGACCGGGAGCGCAUCCCCGAGCGCGUCGUGCACGCCCGCGGCGCUGCGGCAAAGGGCUUCUUCGAGGUGACGCACGACAUCUCAGCCCUGACGGCGGCCGACUUCCUGCGCGCGCCGGGCGUGCAGACGCCCGUCAUCGUGCGCUUCUCCACUGUGGUGCACGAGCGCGGCUCGCCCGAGACCCUCCGCGACCCUCGCGGCUUCGCGGUCAAGUUCUACACACGUGAGGGCAAUUUCGACAUGGUCGGCAACAACAUGCCGGUGUUCUUCAUCCGCGACGGCAUGAAGUUCCCGGACAUGGUUCACGCCUUCAAGCCCAACCCCAAGAGCCACAUCCAGGAGGCCUGGCGCAUUAUGGACUUCCUGUCGCACCACCCCGAGUCAUGCCACAUGCUGACGUUCCUGCUGGACGACGCCGGCAUCCCGCUCAACUACCGCCACAUGCCGGGCUUUGGCGUGCACACCAUGAAGCUGAUCAACAAGGCCGGCCGCGAGACGUAUGUCAAGUUCCACUGGGUGCCCAAGUGCGGCGAGAAGUACCUGCUGGACGACGAGGCGGUGAUGGUGGGCGGAGCCAACCACAGCCACGCCACCAAGGACCUGUUCGACGCCAUCGCAGCGGGCGACUACCCGGAGUGGGCGCUCAUGGUACAGACCAUGGACCCCGCGGACGAGGACAAGUUUGACUUUGACCCUCUGGACGUGACCAAGACCUGGCCCGAGUCGCUGUUCCCCAUGCAGCCGGUGGGCCGCAUGGUGCUCAACCGCAACGUGGACAACUUCUUCAACGAGAAUGAGCAGGUGGCCUUCUGCCCCGCCAUCAUCGUGCCGGGCAUCGGCUACAGCGAUGACAAGCUGCUGCAGACGCGCAUCUUCUCCUACGCCGACACGCAGCGGCACCGGCUGGGCCCCAACUACCUACUGCUGCCGGUGAACGCGCCGCGCGCCCCCCACCACAACAACCACCACGAGGGCUUCAUGAACUUCAUGCACCGCGACGAGGAAAUCAACUACUUCCCCAGCAGGUUUGACCCGGUGCGCAACGCGGAGCGGGUGGCUGCCGUGUCGAGUGCGCCGCUGUCUGGGCGCCGCGAGAAGAUGGUGAUCGCCAAGGAGAACAACUUCAUGCAGGCCGGCGCUCGCUGGCGCGCGUUCGACGCGGCGCGGCAGGAGCGGUUUGUGGUGCGGGUGGCGGACAUGCUGGCGGACCCCCGCUGCACGCAGGAGAUCCGGCGCAUCUGGGUGGGCUACUGGUCCCAGGCCGACCCGCAGCUGGGCGCGCGCAUUGCCGCCAAGCUGCAGGGCCGCGGCUGCCUGUAGGUGGCCGGUACAAUCAGAUGGUAUGGCCUGGUGCUGGCAAAUUGUGUCAGCUGCCGUGUGAAGGGUGGACACCCUGGGUUGUACAGUGAACGGGACAGUAACCGGGAACAUGUUUAGGGAGCCCAUCCGAUUGAUGGUAGGCUUGGCAGGAGGCUGCAGGAAAACUGAUCGUCAUUAGCACAGAGCGAGGUAGCCCAGGCUGGAGAUGAUGUGUUGCUGACUGCUCCGUGCACUGCGUAAUGUACAUGUUGUCAUGUAAGCUAUAAGCCGCUGCAGUAGAAGCCGAAAGUGGGCUGAGCCCCUGACGUGCUUGAAAAAACGCAACACGCACAAGUGAACAUGACGUUGUAGACCCAAUAUUACGGUAC
Molecule: messenger RNA, 2075 nt
Organism: Chlamydomonas reinhardtii
Lineage: Eukaryota; Viridiplantae; Chlorophyta; Chlorophyceae; Chlamydomonadales; Chlamydomonadaceae
Exons: 14
Coding region: 226-1707 (493 amino acids)
Biological process (GO): response to hydrogen peroxide; hydrogen peroxide catabolic process
Cellular component (GO): cytoplasm
Molecular function (GO): heme binding; catalase activity
Source: RefSeq, a predicted model, not a curated record